Cadophora gregata is the source of this 1446-nucleotide messenger RNA. RefSeq lists its product as uncharacterized. The transcript is spliced from 8 exons. The coding region runs from base 1 to 1446 and encodes 481 amino acids. The record is from RefSeq and is a predicted model, not a curated record. Gene Ontology annotation, biological process: amino acid transmembrane transport. Gene Ontology annotation, cellular component: fungal-type vacuole membrane. Gene Ontology annotation, molecular function: L-arginine transmembrane transporter activity; L-serine transmembrane transporter activity; L-glutamate transmembrane transporter activity. Lineage: Eukaryota; Fungi; Ascomycota; Leotiomycetes; Helotiales; Ploettnerulaceae.
AUGGUAUCAUACUCAGCCAUAGGAAGUCCAAGUGACGCCUCGUCAGAUACAGGAAGAGGUCGGAGAAGAAGGUCGAGUAGAGCUAUGAAGGAUCAGAAUCUGGGAGGCGAAGCCUCUUGGAUGAGUAGCAAUAUCAAUCUGGUCAAUACAAUUAUCGGAGCCGGGACUUUGGCGAUGCCCUCAGCUAUGGCGCAUAUGGGAAUCGUCCUAGGCAUCUUUGUGAUACUCUGGUCGGGUAUGACAGCAGCAUUUGGGCUUUAUUUCCAGACCCGAUGUGCCCGGUACCUAGAACGUGGAUCUGCCUCCUUCUUCGCGCUGUCGCAGAUUACCUAUCCGAACGCGGCGGUCAUAUUUGAUGCCGCAAUCGCCAUUAAGUGUUUCGGUGUUGGAGUGAGCUAUUUGAUCAUCAUUGGAGAUUUGAUGCCCGGGGUCGUGAGGGGAUUCAAUGAGAACGCUGAUGCUGUGCCAUUUCUUGUCGAUAGACACUUCUGGGUUACAGUAUUCAUGCUCGUCGUAAUCCCACUUGCCUUUCUUCGCCGUCUUGACUCUCUCAAGUAUACAAGUGUUGUUGCAUUGAUUUCCAUUGGUUACCUGGUCAUUUUGGUUGUUUACCACUUUUCCAAAGGGGAUACUAUGGCGGACAGAGGAGCAAUCCGAAUCAUCCAUUGGGGCGGCCUGGUUCCCACCCUCCAAAGCUUCCCCGUCAUAGUUUUUGCAUAUACGUGCCAUCAGAAUAUGUUCUCUAUUUUGAACGAGAUCAAGAACAACUCCGCAAGAAAUACUACGAGUGUCGUUGCAGCAAGCAUUGGAUCCGCUGCAUCCGUCUACAUCCUGGUUGCUAUCACAGGCUAUCUGUCAUUUGGCAAUAGCGUUGCUGGAAACAUUAUUGGAAUGUAUAUUCCAUCGGUCGCCUCGACCAUUGGCAAAGCAGCAAUUGUAGUGCUUGUCACGUUUUCGUAUCCUCUGCAGGUUCAUCCGUGUAGGGCAUCCGUCGACGCAGUUUUGAAGUGGCGGCCAAAUGGCUUGAGGGGUGCACCUCAACCAGUUGCACGAAACGAUGCCAUCGGAGAGCUACGAUUUGCUCUUAUUACUACCGUCAUCAUCGUGAUGAGCUACAUCGUCGCCAUGACCGUCUCGUCACUCGACAAGGUUCUAGCCUAUGUUGGAAGCACCGGCAGUACCAGUAUUAGCUUCAUCCUACCAGGAUUGUUCUAUUACAAGAUCUCGGCACCUGAUUCGAUACACCACCAACGUCUGGCCAAGGACGAAGAUGAAGACGAAAGUGGCUCUGACACGGAGGGCCUCAAUGGCCACAGAGGCUUGAGUUCGACCCAUUGGCGAAAGACCAUUCUUCGGAAGCUCUCAUUGGCUUUGGCCAUCUAUGGUCUCUUCGUGAUGACCCUGUGCUUGGGAACGAAUCUGUUUUUCACCGGAGCUGCGCACUGA